Messenger RNA from Baudoinia panamericana UAMH 10762, 717 nucleotides. RefSeq lists its product as uncharacterized. Bases 1 to 717 code for a protein of 238 amino acids. Gene Ontology annotation, biological process: regulation of translational initiation. The transcript has a single exon. Gene Ontology annotation, cellular component: cytoplasm. The record is from RefSeq and is a predicted model, not a curated record. NCBI's taxonomy places the organism in Eukaryota, Fungi, Ascomycota, Dothideomycetes, Mycosphaerellales, Teratosphaeriaceae.
AUGAGUGGUAAGCAGCUUCAGAGUAUCGUGGAGAUCAAGAGUGCCUCGCAUAAGAUCUUAGCUUGGCGCAAGGAGAGUAGUCAGCGCUCGCUUACGGGCAGCGUACCACAAUAUGAUGUAGGCCACGAUGAUGACGGCGAAAAGUAUGCUGGGAAGAAGGUGGAGAAGGUACUUGAGCAGAUGCAGGUUGUUGGUGCAUGCGUUGUGGCAAGAUGGUACGGCGGAGUUAUGUUGGGCCCAGUCAGAUUCACGCAUAUUGAGACGUGCGCGAAGGAAGCUGUGCGCAAGUGGCAAGAGCAUUUGGCGGAGGAGCAGCGCAAGAAGCGGAGGGUUGAGGCGGAGGCGAUGGAGAAGGAGACGCUGAUGGUGACAUUGACUGAGCGAGACCAAAGCAUUGAUGUGUUGAGAAAGAUGGCUGUGGAGAAGGAGAAGAGAGUGAAGGAUGCGCUCGUUGCGGGUAUGGAGGCGCUGCAGGGCAAACUCAACGGCGAGGCUAUGGAUGAAUCGAACAGUGCGCAACAUGCGAAUCCGAAAAUCCUCAAUGUGUUGUCUCCGAUAAAGACUGCCCUCGAUUAUGGUGCGCUGCCCGUGGAGAGGCUCCGAGUAAUGGAGAAGGCGCGGGAUGCUACGCUAAACUUUCUACUCAAGCGCAUUGAGAAGGCCGAGAAAGACUUGCUUGCGCUUGAGACAGAGGCCGAGCCAGAGAAACCGCCUUAG